CCCUCCUUGGGCUUUGGAAUCGAGUGAGGAGAUCCAGCAGCCAUGCAUCGUGAAGUAGCCAUGGGCAGUGUUUUGUGGGAACUUGUUACAAAGAAUUAGAUUGUGGUACGGUUUUACCCUACCCUAUUAUUCCGCAUCAAGAACGAACACGGGCGUGCUUCCUCUCUGUAGGCUGGCGUAAUAUAAGGUUCGGUAAACAAUACUCAAAGCGGGUCGUCAAUUCGGCGCUUCGCUGCUGGUGGCAAUGGCGACCUUACCACGGUUCGACUUCGGCUUUGCCUUCCGAGAGCCCGCCUUCUCUGACUGCGUGCUGCGACUUGUGAUCGAGCCACACCUAGCAGCUGCAGCGGACGAAAUAAACGCCGCCGAAGAGACCGCUGAAACCAGCAACAAAGAACCCCUACACGUGGACACUGCAGGGAUAUACAGCUCAGCAGCUCCAGCAGCUUCUGCAGCAGCAGCAGCAGCAGCAGCAGCAGCAGCAGCAGCAGCAGCAGCAGCAGCAGCAGCAGCAGCAGCAGCAGCAGCUUCUGCUGCGGUUUCUCCGUCUGACCCCUCAACGCGAGACGUGCCAGCAGCGUCGGUCGUUCUGGCGUCCAAGUCGUCCUUCUUCCGUGCGCUCUUCACGAGCGGGUUCAGCGAGACACUGGACAGAAGAGUCGUGCACGUCCACUUGUCCACCCAAGAAGAGCCUCUAAUGAUGGAGCUGCUACAGUACAUCUACAGGGGCGCUCUUCUCGCCGAUACAGUCACAUCCUUUGAGCGCACACUGCAGCUCCUUCUUUUAGCCGACCGGUUCGGCGUGGACGAGUGCAUCUCCACAUGCUCCUCCCUCCUCACCUCCCUCACCUCCCUCCCUCCCCUCCACUCCCACCCCCACCCCCACCCCUCCUCCUCCACCACCUCGGCACUUCUUACCUCCUCUACCCCCACCACCACACCGUCCCUCCCUCCCAGCAGCAGCACCCCUGGAGCCACUCUUCCCACAAAUCCCCCUCUCCCAGCAUCCGCCUCGGCCUCUUCCCCCUCCCCCUCCACCGCCAGCGCCAGCACCGCCCCCUCCUCCUCUUCUACCCCUUCCUCCAUCUCCACUCAGCAUGCUCUCCUCGCACUCUCCCUCCCUCCAUCGCUCCGCCUCAACCCCCUUCUCGCUCAGCUCAUCCGCGCCUCCCAGGCCUGCAUCGUGCUCCACUAUGGCCCCCAACUCAACAACCUCCACCACUAUGCUUCACAGCUCCACAGCAGCGCUGUUGUGCUACUCGACCCUCACCACAACCACUUUCACCACCACCCUCACCUCAGCUCCUCUCAUUUCAGCACCCCUCAGCUGAUCAACCCUCACCUGAGCCACCCUGCAGCACCCUUAAUCGAGUUUCUCUCCAUCCCCGAGGCGGGGAUGCGCGCUCUCCUGGAGUCAGACGACCUGCCUGUUGACUCCGAAGAGUCUGUCUUCUGCGCGCUCAUCCUCUGGGCCCGGCAUAGAUUCCGGGGCGGCAAAGUGGCUCUGAACAGCGAAUCAACCCCCGGCAACAAAGUGGGUCUGGGCGGCGAAGUCGCUCUGGGUGGCAGAGCUGGUUUGGGUGGCAGCCAGGCGGCGGGUUUGGAGGAGAGGAGGGCGGUGGUGGGGAGGUUGGUGAGGGAGGUGCGGUGGGCGUGGGUGGGUGCAGGGUUUGUGCGGGCAGUGGUGCUGGGCCUAGAGGAGAUGCAGAGUGAGGAAGCCAGAGGGGUGGUUCUGGAAGGGCUGUUUGCUGCGGCUCAGAGGGGGGAGGAGAUCUCUGGUGUGCAGACCACGUCAAUCUCACCCUUGUCAUCGCAGUUUCCGCCUGUGAAUCCUGUUACUUCUCCUCCUCUUCUUCCUCCUCUUCCUCCUCCUCCUAUUCCUUUUGAGUUAGUCUCUGCAGCCUUGUCCGUUUCACCUCCUGCUUUCACCAGGCCAACAAACUCAGCCCCAUACUCCUCCCUGCCCUUCCCCACUCUCUCUUCUCCUCCCCCUCACACACACUCCACCCCUUGCACAUCUCUCUCUGCGUCCCCUUCCCACCAACUCUCACAGUCCCUUCACAUGCUAUCAUCCCCUGCCUCCCCCCCUUCUUGGUCGCGCCCCCGCAGCUCCUACCGCCCGCCCCGCAAGUCCCUCUUCCUCGAAAUUCCCCUCAGCCAGUGCCAGGGCUGGACGCCCUCCGUCUCCUUCCAGGCAACUUCCGGCCUGUUCUGCAUUGCCGGGCGGUGGUUCACGCUUAAUGCUAAGUUGGAGUGUCAGAAAGAGCUGGGACCGCGCUUUGGCCUGUUCCUGCGCUUAGAUAAGCACGCCACUUUCCCGGGCGUUGCAGCAGAGAGCGUGAAUUGCCAGUACCGGUUCUGCGUGAAAAUGGAUCUCGGGGGAGGCAGUGAAGGGCAAAGCAGCAGCAGCUCAGGUACCGAUAGCGGCGUGAAUUGCAGGGCUCAUAGGGCCACCAGCAGUGGGGUGGCUGGGGCCAGUACUGGUGGCAGCGUUGCUGGUGGUACCAGUGCUUCUGCUGCUGGCUCCGUUGAAGGUGGUGCUUCAGGCAGUGAGCUUGGUGUGAGUUUUCUUGGGGCUGCCGCUGCUGCAACCACUGCUGCUGCUGCUGCUUCUACAGGAGGGGAUGUGUGUGGUACUGCAGGUGCCAGUGCCAUUAGCAGCAGUGGUGCACCAAUUGGAGGGGUGGGAAAUGGCUAUGGCAGUGGUUCAGUGGGGUAUUGUGUGGUGAAGUCUCGCAGUGGGUGUGUUUUCUCGGAGCCCUACCAUGGGUGGGGGUCACGAGACCUGUUCAAGAAGCCCUGGGAUGAGGUGCUUGCGGCUCCUGAUGUGUUCUUUCCUGAAGGUGCCAUGCAUUUCCGAGCAGACAUCUGGAUUGACUGACAUUUAAAGCCAAUUUUGCAUACU
This is a messenger RNA of Closterium sp. NIES-67, 2905 nucleotides long. NCBI's taxonomy places the organism in Eukaryota, Viridiplantae, Streptophyta, Zygnematophyceae, Desmidiales, Closteriaceae. The record is from the annotation of a GenBank genome assembly.